This is a messenger RNA of Symbiodinium pilosum, 481 nucleotides long. The record is from the annotation of a GenBank genome assembly. Lineage: Eukaryota; Dinophyceae; Suessiales; Symbiodiniaceae.
AUGCAAGGCCAGGCAAAUGGCGCGCAGGGCAAUUACCAGAAGUACAUGUCGGACUUCCAGCAGUACAUGAAGGGACAGGGCGGCAACUACCAGAAGUUCAUGUCUCAGUACGCGUCGGACUACCAGAAGUACAUGCAAGGCAGGAGCCGGGGUGCGGAUGCAAGCCAAGCGAAUGGUGCGCAGGGCGACUACCAGAAGUACAUGUCGGACUUCCAGCAGUACAUGAAGGGACAGGGUGCCAACGGCGACUACCAGAAGUUCAUGUCCCAGUACGCCUCGGACUUCCAGAAGUACAUGCAAGGCGCAAAUGGCGCGCAGGGCGACUACCAGAAGUACAUGUCGGACUUCCAGCAGUACAUGAAGGGACAGGGCGGCAACUACCAGAAGCUUACUUCGCAGAAGUUCAUGUCCCAGUACGCGUCCGACUUCCAAAAGUACAUGCAAGGCCGUGAUCGGCAUAAUGUGCAGCUUGCAGGGGCUG